Molecule: messenger RNA, 438 nt
Organism: Entamoeba invadens IP1
Lineage: Eukaryota; Evosea; Mastigamoebida; Endamoebidae
Exons: 1
Coding region: 1-438 (145 amino acids)
Source: RefSeq, a predicted model, not a curated record
AUGAGCGAGAAAGACCACCUCGAGACUGAAAAAGAAGCCGCAAUAUUACAAGCGGAUGAGUUCACGAAAACCAUUGAAGUUGAUAUGUCCAAAAUAGACGAGCGAAUUGACACGACACGAAUGAAACAACAAAGUUACAAGGCACUUCAAGUUCAUAUUAACUCGAUACGUUCUGCAGACAAACAGCUACUUGUGAAUAUUGGGAAUGGUAUUCACGUCAAAGCAGAUAUAAAGAAACGUGAGAUGUUACUAGUUGGUAUUGGCUUAGGUUUUUAUUUGGAGUCUUCCUUAGAAGAAGCCCAAGAGAUCUCUCGUCUUCAAAUCAACCGCCUUGAACACGAGAUCCAAGUUGAUUUAUUUGAGUUAGCGAAGCGUAAGGCGUCAUUAGCUUUGACGAGUCAAGGCCGGGAAAUUCUCCAACAAACAACGAUUGACUGA